AAUCAGUCAGUUAGUUCAACAAAGAUGGCGUCGGUGUCCAAAGGGCACGAAAUAUGCUCAAAUGAGUGAAAGUCAAACAUAGUACUAAAACAGAGCGAAUGUAGACAUACAGAACAAAAUCUCGUUGUUCGGGUAAGGUUAUUUUCGCCAAGGACAUUUUCGCCCUUCCGCCCCAACAAUUUAGCAGACGCGCACUUUGGUUACUGGGGCUAACGUUAGUUUGCCAGACAUCUUUUCUCUCAGGCUCUUUGGUGUAAAGUCAGCCAUGAUGGCGGCAACGUAAAGCGAGCGCGCCGUGUGCAGCUUCAACACGAUGAGGUUCCCCCGAUGCUUCACGGGGCUCAGGCGAGCCUACCUGGUUUGGCCGAUCCUCCUGCUGCUCCUGGUCGGUGCAGCCCUGACGGCUCUGCUGCCCCCUGCCGAGGACCACGGAGGCAUCGAUGUCCUCGGAGUGCUGAGCAGGACGAGGCCGCAGAGGGACAGUCCUGCAGGGGGGCCCCGCCGUGACGGCGCAGACGGCGAGCAGGGGUUCACCAUUGUCAUCCAAACGUACAACCGCACGGACAUUUUGCUCAAGCUCCUGAACCAUUACCAGGCGGUGCCUCGCCUUCAGCGCAUCGUCAUCGUGUGGAACAACGUCGGGGCGCAGACGCCCCUGAAGCUGUGGAAGUCUUUGCAGCCUCAUCCGGUCCCUGUGAUCUUCAAGGAGCAGACUAGCAAUCUGAUGCGCAACAGACUACAACCGUUCCCUGAGAUUGAUACUGAUGCCGUGCUGAUGCUGGAUGACGACACCCUGGUCAGUGUUCCUGACAUCAGUUUUGCGUUCUCUGUCUGGAAGCAAUUUUCCGACCAAAUUGUUGGGUUCGUACCGCGUAAACACGUCUCGACGCCAGGAGGAGUUUACAGUUAUGGCAGCUUUGAACUGCAGGACCCAGAAACAUCUGGAGGCGACAAGUACUCCAUGGUGUUGAUUGGUGCCGCCUUCUUCCACCGCCGCUACCUCCAGCUGUUCCGGGACCAACCUCGGGCCGUUCACGCGCUGGUGGACGAGACCCAGAAUUGCGAUGACAUCGCCGUUAACUUCGCCGUGGCGCUGUAUUUGAGGGAGCACUCCGUGGGCAGCGUUGCCAAACCCUCCGGGGUCUUCGUCAAACCCGUGGACCUCCGCAACCUGGAGAAGGACGCCAGCAGCGGGUACCAGGGGAUGUGGCACCGCCCGGAACACCUCCUGCAGAGAUCCUACUGCCUGAACAGGCUCACGCAGAUUUACGGCUUCAUGCCACUCUGCUUCUCCAACCUGAUGGUCUCCCAGUUCGGCUUCCCAAGCUACGCCAACCACAAGGGUCGAGCUUGAGGAGGUGAAACGGACGCCGCGAAGCGAUUUGGAUUGAAAGAAGAAGGGGCUCGAGUGAGAUUCUGGUAAGUGUGUUUGAUUAAUAACAACUGUCCAGGUUCAGGUUGCCAGCUGAUCCCAGCAUGUGUAGGGAGCUCAAUUCCUAAUUUCACAGGCCAAUUCUUCUCAUGUUUUGAUGACAAUAAAGCAUUGAUAUUGCAGCGUUUGAGCACAGAUUGAAAUGGUUUUCACAUGGAUAAUUUGUCUUCCUAAAGUUGACCUGCUGAGUUGUGUUGCUCUUUUUUUGUAUUUCUUAGUACUGAUCAGUUAAACUAUUGCAUCUACAGGAGUAUCACUGACAAUCACAAUGUCCUACACAUGGCCAAAUCUGAUGAAACGUGAAGGUAAUCAGUAUGUUACCAAAGCUGCCUUAUCAUAGCUGCUAGCAUCCCCCCCCCCCUCCCUCCCUAGCCAGUAGGCGUUAGCGUGAGAUGUGGUUUGACAGUUCGCCUCAUUUUUUAACCAGGAUUUACAGCGUUGAAACUGUUGUUACAUUUCUAGUUGUUGAAGGAAAGGGUUGCCUCUUUGAGCUCGAGCCGCCACAAGUUUAAGAUAAUUGUUGGAAGAUGUUGGUAUUCCUAAGUCAUUUCCUCACCAAAUGUGUGAAUUGGUGAAUAACCAAAUUAUUUCAGGGUUAUUGUACACAUUCCGACAGUCUUAAUGUACACUACUAUGUAUGCACAGACAAUUGUUAUUUAUGUGAGGAAAUAUAUCAACCUUGUAAGACUAUCCCAUGACUGUUAAAUAAAGACUUUUUUGUUGUGAAUAUAAAUUGUGGUUGAAUUCCUGACAACAGGUGAACGGAGUGAAGAUCCU
Molecule: messenger RNA, 2209 nt
Organism: Pungitius pungitius (ninespine stickleback)
Lineage: Eukaryota; Metazoa; Chordata; Actinopteri; Perciformes; Gasterosteidae
Gene: extl2
Product: exostosin-like glycosyltransferase 2
Exons: 5
Coding region: 314-1354 (346 amino acids)
Cellular component (GO): membrane
Molecular function (GO): glycosyltransferase activity
Source: RefSeq, a predicted model, not a curated record